UUAAAGUACUAUUAUUUUUUAUACAUACAAUGAAAUUUUCAAAUGUAAUUUUUUCGUCAAAUAUUAUUUUAACUCAAAAACAUUUCAAAUUCCAAAAAGCUGGUAAGUGAAUGUCGCUCUGUUGUACAGUAGGUUACAAGUGAGUCACAGAUAUAAUAUCAUUGAAUACGAAAAACGAUUCUGAGCUGUUUGUCAGUCUAGGAUAUUUUAUAUUAUAUUUAUAUUGUUUUAUUAAUAUGGUAGCCAGUAAGUUGAAAUAAUAUUAUAAAAUUAUAACAAAAUAACUAAAAUAUUUAUUCUUGGUUAUUUAAUAUAUUAUAAUUUCGUGCAAAUUUUAACUAUAAAAAUAAUUAACUAUAAAAAAAACUGUGGUUUUGUAUAUUUUCUAAUCUUUUUGGUUACAGAAUUAUCUGGAUACACUUUAAAAAUCAUAUAAAUAACACUUUACUUUGAUACAUUUUUACAUACAUUUUACAAUUGUAUUAAAUAAUUUAACUAUUUCUUAAUAUAGGCGAUUUACUAAAAACCAAAUGGCAAAAUUUAAGAGAUACGUAUAAAAAGGAAUUAAAUAAGAGCAAAAAACCAACAGGGUCUGGUUCUGGAGGAAGCUCAUCAAAGUGGAGAUUUUAUGAAACAUUGUCUUUCUUAAAGGAUAUCGAAACACCAAGACAAAUGAUAUGUAAUAUUUCUACACCAAUGUUGGCGAAUGAAUUAGAAAACGAUUUAGAAAACGCUAUGGAAGUUAAUUCACCAGAAAGCGACUGUAUUGACGUCGUAAACGAAGACUUAAAUACAUCGGAAAAACUACAAGAAACAACAAUAGGUAUGGAUUCUUCAUAUGAGCAAUUACCGGCGAAAAAAAGAAAAACUAAUAAACAUGAUGCAAUUAGUGAUUUGCUAAAUAUCGAAAGACAAAAAUUACUCCAUUUUACUAAAAUAAAUGAAAAUUCACAAAAAAAAAAAAGCAUAAUUGAAGACGAAAGUUUCCAUUUUAUGGUAAGUUUGGUACCUUAUUUGCAAGAACUUCCAGAGAAUAGAAAAUUGAUAGUUAGACAUAAGUUGCAACAAGUAUUUUUAGAAGAACAAGAAAGAUGUGACACCAAUAGAUUAAAUCAAAAUGAUUUAAAUCUGAGUUUUUUACAACCACUACGUUCCGAAGAAUCAAGACAAGUUAUUAAUCAAGCAUAUUCUAAUAUACCUAAUGAUUCUAACCAAUGCGUUACAAGUUAUAUUCAACAACCCAAUCAAACUUUUGCUACAACCAGUUCUACAUAUUAUUAAGUAUUGAUACCUAUAUUUUAAUGUUUUAUAUAAUUUUAUAAUUCAUAAUUUAUCUUUUGAAGUAAAUUAAUUGUUUUUUUUUUAUAAUUUGAUAUAUUUUUUGAAUAGUGUCAAAAUGUAAUUUUCGUU
Metopolophium dirhodum (rose-grain aphid) is the source of this 1410-nucleotide messenger RNA. RefSeq lists its product as uncharacterized. Gene Ontology annotation, molecular function: DNA binding. The coding region runs from base 673 to 1281 and encodes 202 amino acids. NCBI's taxonomy places the organism in Eukaryota, Metazoa, Arthropoda, Insecta, Hemiptera, Aphididae. The record is from RefSeq and is a predicted model, not a curated record. The transcript has a single exon.